AUGCUUCGCUGGCUGCGGAGCUUCGUGCUGUCCGCGGCGGCCUGUCAGAGUGAGGAUGAUUACUUCCGCUACCAGAUCCUCUUCGAAGACUUGGACCGCAGCGGGGACGGCGUGGUGGAUAUCAAGGAGCUCAAGGAGGGGCUGGAAUACUGGAGCUCCUCCUUUGGCAAGGACUCGGAGAAGGAUAUUCUUAAGGCAGGAGAUGCCAAUCAGGAUUCAGGAUUGGACUUUGAAGAAUUUGUGCGGUACCUUGAAGACCAUGAGAAAAAAAUGAAGCUGGCAUUUAAGAGUCUGGACAAAAAUAAUGAUGGAGUAAUAGAAGUUUCAGAUAUAAUUGCUGCGGUGAAAUCACUGGGUAUACAUAUUUCUGAAGUUCAGGCAAAAGAGAUUCUGAAAAGCAUUGAUACUGAUGGAACAAUGACAGUAGACUGGGAUGAAUGGAGAGACUACUUUUUACUGCAUCCUGCAAAAAAUAUCAAUGAGAUUAUUCAUUUCUGGAAGCGUUCUACUCUAAUUGACAUAGGAGAGAGUAUAGCAAUUCCAGAUGAAUUUUCUGAACAAGAAAGGCAGUCUGGAGAUUGGUGGAAACAAUUGGUGGCAGCAGGAAUAGCUAGUGCAGUGGCACAAACAUUCACAGCUCCUUUUGACCGCUUGAAAGUCAUGAUGCAGGUUCAUAGUUUAAAGACAAGAAGAAUGAGGUUGAUGAGUGUGUUUGAGCAGAUGGUAAACGAAGGAGGAAUUUUUUCUCUUUGGCGAGGAAAUGGUACAAAUAUUAUCAAAAUUGCACCAGAGACGGCACUCAAGAUUGGGGCCUAUGAACAGUUUAAGAAAUGGCUUAGUUUUGAUGGUUCUAAUACAGGAAUUUUUGAAAGAUUUAUAGCUGGUUCAUUGGCUGGAGCAACUGCCCAGACCUGUAUUUACCCCAUGGAGGUAAUAAAGACUAGACUGGCUGUGGCUAACACUGGAGAGUAUUCAGGGAUUGUCGACUGUGGCAUGAAGCUUCUGAAACAAGAGGGUAUCCGAGCUUUAUUUAAAGGCUAUGUUCCUAACUUGCUAGGCAUUGUACCUUAUGCAGGCAUAGAUCUUGCUGUUUAUGAGUUUUUUAAGAAUCAUUGGCUGAAGCACUAUGCAGAAGACUCUGUAAACCCUGGGGUAAUAAUUUUGCUGGCCUGUAGUACAUUGUCUCACACUUGUGGUCAGUUAGUCAGCUUCCCUCUGUAUCUCAUUAGAACUCGCAUGCAGGCUGAUGCUCUGGUGGAACAAGAAAAAACACCUAUGAUUCAGCUCAUCCAAGAAAUAUAUAAGAAAGAAGGAAAAAGAGGAUUUUACAGGGGUAUCACCCCUAACAUCAUAAAGUUGCUUCCUGCAGUAGGCAUCGGCUGUAUUGCUUAUGAAAAAACGAAACCAAUUUUGGGAUUAACCUAG
Molecule: messenger RNA, 1425 nt
Organism: Marmota flaviventris (yellow-bellied marmot)
Lineage: Eukaryota; Metazoa; Chordata; Mammalia; Rodentia; Sciuridae
Product: mitochondrial adenyl nucleotide antiporter SLC25A24-like
Biological process (GO): transmembrane transport
Molecular function (GO): calcium ion binding
Source: RefSeq, a predicted model, not a curated record